Messenger RNA from Pogona vitticeps (central bearded dragon), 8777 nucleotides. NCBI's taxonomy places the organism in Eukaryota, Metazoa, Chordata, Lepidosauria, Squamata, Agamidae. The record is from RefSeq and is a predicted model, not a curated record.
AUGCAGAGUUCGGCAUGGCUGCCGGGGUCUGUGACUGCCCAGAUCCCGGUCCAGCGCCCGUUUAAGGUUGCUUUCGUGGCCACACGCGCAGAGACGAAAGACAUUGACAUGGCCCUGGACACCGUCUCCCUCCGGCUCGGCCCUUGCUCUCCCUGCGUGACCGGAUGCGAUUUUGACCGUCUCGAUGACCUAUGUGGAUGGGAAAACCCAGCCGAGGGCGAUGUUCAGUGGGAGCAGUGGACUGGGCCAGGGGAUGAAGAUGGAGUCGGUCCAGAAGAUGAUUUCUCCAGACCUGGAUUCGGAUUCUACAUGUUGCUGGAUUCCCUGAACCCUAACGGGGAUGGCGCAGCCCUUCUGAAGAGCCCCACAUACCACUCCCUGGGGGGCUGCCUGGCCCUGAGCUUCCAUUACACUCUGCAUGGCGUCUCCAACAGCACCGCUCUGAACGUGUACGCAGCUGCUGUGCCAGGGGGAGAACUGGGGUCCCCUUUGUUAACCCUUCGUGGGGAGCAUGGACCUGACUGGAAUCUCGGAGCAAUCAACUACACUGGGACAGCCACCGUCCAGUUUGUUCUUGAAGGAAUCUACAGAGGGAAGCCUGGCCUGGCGGUGGACAGCGUGCGCAUCUCGCCGUGUGAAGAGAUUUUCGCCCAGUGCGAUUUCAAUGACAACGCCAAUCCUUUCUGUGGAUGGGUCAGUUCGGGUGCCGGCAACCACACAUGGACGCGGACGAACCAAAGCACGCCCACAGAAGAGACGGGACCCCCGGGGGAUUAUCCUCAUGGAGAGGGCUACUACAUCUACGCGGAAGGGGGUUCCUUGCAGCCGGGCCAGUCCGUGGUUCUCUCCAGCCGGCCGUUCUGCGCGGAGACCGACGCCUGCGUGGAAUUCUUCUAUCACAUGUCCGGCAUCGUGGAGGUCGACACGCAACUCCGGGUGCUGCUGGAGGGGCCUUCGGGGGCCACCGCCCUGCUCUGGACCCGGACUGGGAUCCAGAGCCCUGGGUGGCUCUUGGGGUCUGUGACCGCGCCCUAUGGGGGGCCUCAGCCCAGUCGGGUCCUCUUUGAGGUUAUCCGGGGGAGCAACCCGUAUCUGGAUGUGGCCUUGGACAACCUCUCGGUGCGAAGGGGGCCCUGCGCAGCAGCCACUGGAACCCCUGCGCCUCCGGCCACCUCUGCAGUGGCCACAUUGACCCAGGCCGGGCCUGCCGGGACUGUCCCACCGGCUCCUCCGACCACGUGCCUUCCCACCUCCACCAGCCGUACAACGCAGGCCACGCCAGCCGCCGCCACCCCUCAGGGUUCUACCGUUAGCCGGCCCCAAACCACAGCUUUCCGCUCCACGGCUGGGGGAGCCACAGGGAGCACCCUUGGAGCCUCUUCCACCAGCACGAGACCUGAGGUCCCUCACGGCAGUAGUCCGGCCACCACGGUCACCCUUGCCACGAGCCCAACCAGCAAGACCACGGCCACCGGCCACUUCGGCAGCAGCAGCGCUGGUCCUGCAAGCUCAAGCCGAACCACCACCGGGCACCCCGGCAGCACACACACAACACGACACAACAGCCCAGGGGCCACCUCCAUUUCCACCACCCCAGUCAGGACCACCAGUAGCCCCAGCAUUUCUGUGGGUCCCACCUACCCUCCAAGCCCUGGCCACCCCAGUGGCAGCUCACCUGGUGCCACCGUUGGUCCCACCAGCCAUGCUACAAAUCCCAUCAGCCAGCCAUUGACGGCAGCCUCCAGCCGUGCCACCACAUUGAGUAGCCACUCCACCGUCAGCACUAGCCAGACCAUGACCACGGGUGGGCAUUCAAGCACCAGCCACACUAGUGCUGUGAAGACGACCCCCAGCUCUGUUGUCGCCUCCACCCUGACCACCACAACCACGACCUCAAUUGCUCCCCCCGCCGUCUCCACCACCAUGACCACCACCAAUGUCCCGCCAAGCACAGUCAGUUCAGCUGCUAGCCCUGCCACGAACACCACCGCCGCCACCACCAGCAGCAUUUCUACAGCUAGAACACAGCCUCCUAGCACCGGCCCCACCACUCCCAGCCACGCCAGCAGCAGCUCACCUGGUGCCACUGUUGGUCCCACCAGCCAUGCGACGGCUCCCAUCAGCCAUCCACUGACAGCAACCUCCAGCCGGGCCACCACAUUGAGUAGCCACUCCACCCUUGACACCAGCCAGACCAGCGCCACGGGUGGGCAUUCAAGCACCGGCCACACUAGUGCUGUGAAGACUACCCCCAGCUCUGUCGCUGCCUCCACCCUGACCCUCUCCACCGCCACGACCACCUCAAUUGCUCCCCCAGCCCUCUCCACCGCCACGACCACCACCAACGUCCAGCCAAGCACAGUCAGUUCAGCUGCUAGCCCUGCCACGAACACCACCGCCGCCACCACCAGCAGCAUUUCUACAGCUAGAACACAGCCUCCUAGCACCGGCCCCACCACUCCCAGCCACGCCAGCAGCAGCUCACCUGGUGCCACUGUUGGUCCCACCAGCCAUGCGACGGCUCCCAUCAGCCAUCCACUGACAGCAACCUCCAGCCGGGCCACCACAUUGAGUAGCCACUCCACCCUUGACACCAGCCAGACCAGCGCCACGGGUGGGCAUUCAAGCACCGGCCACACUAGUGCCGUCAAGACGACCCCCAGCUCUGUCGCCACCUCCACCCUGACCACCAGCAGCAGCUCCUCCCAGCCAAGCGACAUCAGCACCAUGAGUGCAACCACAGGCCACGCCAGCGCAGUGACCAGCCACGCUGCUUUCCCCACGAACACCACCACCGCCACCACCACCAGCAGCAUUUCUACAGCUAGAACACAGCCUCCUAGCACCGGCCCCACCACUCCCAGCCAUGCCAGCAGCCAGCCACUGACAGCAGCCUCCAGCCGGGCCACCACAUUGAGUAGCCACUCCACCCUUGACACCAGCCAGACCAGCGCCACGGGUGGGCAUUCAAGCACCGGCCACACUAGUGCCGUCAAGACGACCCCCAGCUCCGUCGCCGCCUCCACCCUGACCACCAGCAGCAGCUCCUCCCAGCCAAGCAACAUCAGCACCAUGAGUGCAACCACAGGCCACGCCAGCACAGUGACCAGCCACGCUGCUUUCCCCACCACCGUGAGCAGCCUCACCAGCCUUAAUACCCACCAGGCUACCACCACCCACAGGAGUCCAAGCACCGGCCACACCAGUGCUCACCAAACCGCCAGCAGCCAGGUCACCCGUGGCACCACACCCUCCAUCUCCAGCCAUGCCACAUCUACGGGGGCUGUUGGUCACACCAGCCGAGCCACCACGGCUGGCGACAGUAGACUCACCACCACCACCACCACGGCAAUCUCUCUUGGCCCAAACACCACCAGUUCUGCCUCUUUGACCAGUCAGGCUGGCCACGGUACAAGCAGUGCCACGACCAGUCUUGCCAACUAUACAACCACCCCCAGCACUCCUGCCACGGGACCCAACACAGAGCCUGCGAGCAAACCAGCUAACUCCUCUGCCAUUCCUAGUGGCCCUAGCCACGUGGGCACUACCUCAGGCACCACCGCCCAGGCCAAACCGACCACAGCUGGUCCCACCUCCCCGCUCGCCUCCAGUCAGAAGGCCACCACCCUCACCACGCCAGGCCACAGUGAGCCCCCCCACUCCAGUACCACUAGUUCCACUCACGGCGGACCCACCAGUCCUUAUGCCACUAGUACCACAGGCCACGGCCAGCCGUUCUCCACUAGUUCCCCGCCGCCCAACUACAGCAGCUCUCAUCCAGCCACUAUUAGCCAUGCCAUUCCCACCACCAGCCCAACAGCCACUGUGGGCCACGUCAAUGCCACGUCCACCAGCCGAGGCACCCCAGCUGCCACAAGACCGGUAUCUACAGCCCCAGCCAGCACCCACAGCAGUCCCACCACCUCUGGCCUGACGAAUACCAACAGCAGCCACGCCAGUGUCACCACCACUACUGCGAGCCACGCCGACACAACUCACUCCACCCCCCACGCGGUGCCAGGCACGACCCCGCCUGCGACUAACCACACAGCCGGCGCUUCUAGCCCCACUACCGUCACCAAGAUAACCAGCCCGGGAACCACCACCACCGGCCUCGUGGUUACAACAACCCCCGGAGCAGAGCCUCGGACCACCACGACAAAGCUCCCUCCCACGCCAGAGGCCUCUACAAGAAGCACCAUCACGAGCACGGCCCCCGUGGCGCCUCCUGAGCAAGAGAUCUGCACCAUUUCCGGAGACCCCCACUACACCACCUACGAUGGCCGUCUCUUCCACUUCAUGGGCACCUGCACCUACCUGCUGUCCGCCGUCUGCAAUGCCACGUCUGGCCUGCCCCUCUUCCAGGUCCAGGCGACCAACGAACACCGAGGAGCAAACACCCAGGUCUCCUACGUCAAGUCCGUCCGGGUGGAAGUCUACGGCAUCCAGAUCGUCCUGCUGAAGGGGCGCAGAGUCACCGUGGACGGGCAGCGGGUGACGCUUCCUGUUUCCGUGGCCGAGGGGAAAGUGUCGGUGCGUCUGAGCGGAACAUUCGCUUUGGUCCAGACAGAUUUUGGCCUCUGGGUACGAUUUGACGGGAAUCACCACGUUGAGGUCUCUGCCCCGUCGUCUUACAUCGGGCAGCUCUGUGGUCUCUGUGGGAACUACAACGGGCAGGGAGCUGAUGACAACCUGAUGCCAGACGGCACCUCGGCCGGGACGGAUGCAGACAGACUGGGCGAGAGCUGGCAGGUCCCGAAUGCCGAAGACUCCCCUGGCUGCACCAACACGGGCAACCCGGGAGAAUGCGACCAGGAUAUCAAGACCGAAGCUGAGAAACCUGCCAGCUGUGGGAUCCUCACAGACCCCAAUGGUCCGUUUGCCCCGUGCCACAGCAAGGUGCCUCCCGACGGGGCCUUCGAGAACUGCGUGUACGACCUGUGCGGCACCGGAGGAGACGCGAGCAUCCUUUGCUUCGCUCUGCAGUCCUACGCCGACCGCUGCGCCCAGGCCGGGGUGCCCAUUGCCUGGAGGAACAGCAGCUUCUGCCCUCUGAACUGUCCCACGGGCAGCUCCUACACCCCUUGUGGUCCAGCCUGCCCCGCGACCUGUACCGGCUCCUCGACCAGCUGCCCCAACAUGCCCUGCGUGGAGGGCUGUGUCUGUGAUGAAGGCAUGGUUCUUAGCGGAGACCACUGCGUGCCCCUCGCUCAGUGCGGCUGCACCGACCCGCAGGGGCAAUACCAUCCGGUGGGCGAGAACUGGAUGGGAAACGAGGACUGCAGCCGGCGCUGCACAUGUGGACCUCUCAACAACAUUACCUGUGAAGAGUGGAGCUGCAGUCCCGUCCAGGAGUGCCGGCGCGUGGAUGGGCUUCUGGGGUGCCAGGACAUGGGCGUGGCUGCUUGCCACGUGGCCGGAGACCCCCACUAUUACACCUUUGAUGGCACCAUGGUCUCGUUCAUGGGCACCUGCACCUACACGCUGGUGACCGUGUGCGAUGAUGACCCUCACCUUCCGUCCUUCAACAUAACGGGCAAAAACGAGGAACGUGGUCAGCCGGACGAGUCCUACCUCCGCCAAGUGACCGUGGAGGUGGCUGGACACACCAUCACUCUGCAGAAAGCUCGGCGGGUGCUGAUCGACGGGCUGCGCGUGAGAACCCCUGUAGAGGGUCGGGUUCCCGGUGUCUCCAUCACCACCAGCGGCAUCUACGUUUUCCUUGAGACAGAUUUUGGUCUGGUGGUGAAGUUUGACGGAAACCAUCACUUGGAGAUUCAGCUCCCCGGAACCUAUUUUGAAAAGGUCUGCGGCAUGUGUGGGAAUUUUAACAACGAGAGCCUGGAUGAUCUUCUGAUGCCCAAUGGACAUCUGGCCACCAACGCCAGCCAAUUUGGGAACAGCUGGAAAGCCCCUGGUGAUCAGGAUCCUGGCUGCCAGCCAGAUGACCGUGAGGACCUCGAGCCCCACUGCUCCUCCGAGGAGAAGGACCGCCUCCACGCCCUCUGCCGUGAGAUCCUGCAGCCCAAGUACCAGGCGUGCCAUAACAUCAUCAAUCCACAACUUUUCAUCCAGAACUGCCUCUAUGACAUGUGUGAAUACCAGGGCAUGGCCUCGGUGCUCUGUGACAACAUUCAGUCCUACGUGGAAGCCUGCAAAAGCCAAGGCGUGACGGGCAUCUCGUGGAGGAACAGCACCUUCUGUCCUCUUCCCUGCCCGUCCCACAGCCGCUACACAGAAUGCGCCUCUCCCUGCCCGGCCACCUGCUCCAACCUCUACGCCCCGGCCAGCUGCCAGCGCUCCACAACCUGCGUGGAGGGCUGCACCUGUGAGCCCGGCUACGUGCUAAGUGACAACAACUGUGUCGCCAUGAGGGACUGCGGGUGCGUGGACUCUCAACAGGAUUACUAUAGCCCCGGAGACACCUGGGUGACCUCUAACUGCCGUGAACGCUGCACCUGCGCGGGAAACGGAACUAUCACCUGCCAGGACUUCCAGUGUCUCUCGGGAUCCUUCUGCACUCUCAGUUCUGCGGGGCUUCGCUACUGUCGGCCAACCCAAUUCCACCAGUGUGUCAUUUCUGGAGACCCGCACUAUCGCACUUUUGACCACUUCGUCCACCACUUCCAAGGCCGGUCCACCUACACGUUGACCCAGACGCUGGGAAGCCUGCCGGAGGCUCUCGUCCCCCUCUCGGUGGCAGGCAGGAACCGCCGCCGCCUCCCCUUCCAGCGUUUCUCCUUCCUACGCGAAGUCUACGUCUCUGUGUACGGCUACCAAAUCACCUUGAUGCAGGGGCGCCAUAUGGCGGUGAACGGCCUGAGGAUCACGCCCCCAUACCACGCUCCGGACGACAGGCUCCAGAUCACACAGAGAGGCCGGAAACUCAUUGUGCAAACGGAUUUUGGGUUCUCGGUUUCCUUCGACGGCCAAGAUCUUGCUGAGAUCGUCCUCCCCACCACCUACCAGGAUCACGUCGGCGGGCUCUGCGGGAAUUACGACGGACGUCGGAGCAACGAGUACAUGAAGCCAGAUGGAACCUGGACCCGGAGCCUCAAUACCUUCGGGAACAGCUGGCAGGUCUCGGUCCAAAGAGAGGUGGCGGCCAGCGGGCACGUCCGUGCCAGGCGCGAGGAGGAGCCCACGGAGGAAGCUGAGUCGGGAUUCGAAGUCGACUGCAGCCCCGAGCAACUGAUGCUUGUCAACGGGACAGACAACUGUGGGGCCCUCUCUGACCCCCAGGGACCCUUUGCCGCCUGCCACAGCAUCAUCUCCCCUGACACCUUCCAGGAGAGCUGCGUCUACGACCUGUGUGCUUUGUUCAACGACUCAGAACUCCUGUGCCAGGACUACAACGCCUACGCCCAGCUCUGCCAGGAGGAGGGCGUCACGCUGGGGCCCUGGAGACAAGCGACAGGCUGCGAGAUAUCCUGCCCAGUGCACAGCACGUACCAGUCUUGCAUGAGCGCCUGUCCUGCCAGUUGUGCCAACAUGGCCGCCCCUUCGGACUGUCAGGCCCCCUGCGUGGAGGGCUGCGCCAGCGACCCCGGCUACCUGCUCAGUGGGCUGGAGGUCGUGCCCUACAACCAGUGCGGCUGCACCAGCAACGACCAGUACUACCAGAUCAACGACACCUUCCUGACGGACAACUGUUCCCAGCGUUGCACCUGUCGCAACACGGGGACCCUGGAGUGCGAGGCGGCCGGCUGCCCUGAAGGCCAGAUCUGCACCGUGGCCAAUUACACCCGGGGCUGCUUCCGAGCGAGUCCCUGCCUCAGCAGCCCUUGCCAGAACGAGGGGACCUGCGUGGAGUCGGACGGCCCAGAGGGUUUCACCUGCAGCUGUCUCGAGAGCUACACGGGACCCUUGUGCGAGGAGGCACCACUGGAUGUGUCCCCCACAAACGCCCCCAACACCACCCUGGUACCUAUAGCACCAGAAAAAGAAGACAACCAUUUAGUAGCCAUCCUGACUGGCAUCUUCGUUCCUCUCGGAGUUAUUUUAAUUGUCGUGAUGACCGUGUGCUUCUGCCGAAGGCGCAGGAAUAGGAUGAAGAAAGAGGAAGACCGCCUUGAUGUCUUAUCUUCUGCAGUCCAACCCAGUACUUCAGAUGCAGUCCGGGACAAGAUCACUCCGUUCUGAGUUUCCAUGUUGUGAAGAAACUAAGGACUCUGGAAAUAUGAAAUCUGGAAUGCAGCUGAUGAACUCUCCUGUGCUUUGAAGGAUAAAUCAAAGAAUCACAUCACUCACCUCCCUCCUGGACCUUCAAAGGUGAAGACAAUUAGGAACAGAUGCUUCCAUGCCUAACUUUUAUCAAAAGGGACUCCAGUGUAAAUUACUGCUCUGGGGAAAGUCAAGUCCUGUCUUUCUCAGAGACUUAUACAGAUUACAGCAGUAGGUCAGAGAAGCUGUCUUUCCUCAAAUUCUUGUGUCAGGAUGGUUUUUUUAAUCAAAGCGGAUUAAGAGCUAUUAAGAAAUGGCCCAUCCACUGGUAUAAAGGGGACUUGGAAAAAGUGGUGUCUUUGUUUCACUCUUGGUCCCUCAGGGAAGACGUUUCCGGGCAAGGCUUCCCCCUCACAUAGGGACUACCUUCCUGGCUCACAAGGAGAAUUUUGCAAUUCUGUGAAGGUGGACCAUGAUUUAGCAUCAUGGAGGAAAGCUCAGCUCCACCCAUCUCUCUGCUUAGCUAGAUUAAGAUAACGGUAGCUUUAGUUUUACUUAUAUUCUGGUGCUUCUGUUCGGUAUCCUGUAAUUCUGUACCCACAAAUGUUUUGAAU